This is a messenger RNA of Aspergillus caelatus, 1398 nucleotides long. Its product is annotated as hydroxymethylglutaryl-CoA lyase. Gene Ontology annotation, molecular function: hydroxymethylglutaryl-CoA lyase activity. The record is from RefSeq and is a predicted model, not a curated record. The transcript has 2 exons. Lineage: Eukaryota; Fungi; Ascomycota; Eurotiomycetes; Eurotiales; Aspergillaceae. Gene Ontology annotation, biological process: ketone body biosynthetic process; L-leucine catabolic process. Bases 144 to 1196 code for a protein of 350 amino acids.
CCGCAUUUCGUCGGUUGAUCUCCAACAGCUCUCUGAUCGGAUGAUUUCCUCUGCCUUCCAGUUCUUCCCCCAGUUCCCUGUUUGUCAUUGUCCUCUAGACAAUAUUUUCUUCGCUUCUGACCUAUCAACCUGUUACUUCCAUAAUGAUGAAAUUUCGACCCAGACUCAGCCUAUUCACUGCCCUUCGGGCUGCUCCACCCACUCGGCGCUUUGCGACAGAGGCGCGGUUAACUUCGGACCAUGUUCGCAUUGUCGAAGUAGGGGCACGAGAUGGAUUGCAGAAUGAGAAGAAGUCCAUACCACUCGAAACCAAGCUUCAGUUAAUUGAGAAGCUAUCAAAAACCGGUGUGACGACAAUUGAAGCUGGAUCUUUUGUUCCUGCCAAAUGGGUGCCUCAGAUGGCAAGCACUGCGGAAAUAUGUGAAAAGCUCCUCACAUCCCCACCGCAAUCGCAGAAUGCUAUUGCAUACAACUACUUGGUCCCUAAUAUCAAGGGGCUUGAAAAUCUUGUCAAAAUUAUGGAUACUGCCGGUGUCCCUGCAGAGAAUACCAAGUCUUCAACUUCAACUGAGAUUUCACUCUUCGCUGCGGCGACGGAAGCUUUUUCCAAAGCAAAUACCAAUUGCACCAUUGCGGAGUCGUUGGAACGCAUUCGCCCCAUUGUAGAAUUGGCCAAAACGAAAAACAUCAGGGUUAGAGGAUAUGUUUCCGUCGCCCUAGGCUGUCCGUACGAAGGCCCGGAUGUUUCUCCGUCAAAGGUGGCUGACAUCACGGCCACACUACUCGAGAUGGGUGCCGAUGAAGUGUCAGUAGCUGACACCACGGGUAUGGGAACAGCCCCACGUACGAUGGAGCUCCUACAGGCGCUCAAAGCUGCAGGCAUUGCGAACAAUGAUCUCGCGUUGCAUUUCCAUGAUACAUACGGACAGGCCCUGGUAAAUACCGUCGUGGGACUGGAGCAUGGUAUUCGGAUUUUCGACAGUAGUGUGGGCGGACUCGGUGGCUGCCCCUACUCCAAGGGCGCCACUGGCAAUAUCUCGACAGAAGACCUGGUUCACACGCUUCAUAGUCUUGGAAUGCACACGGGAAUCAAUCUAGAAGAGAUGGCUAAGAUCGGCGGUUGGAUCAGCGGCGAGCUGGAUCGGUUCAACGAAAGUAGGGCUGGGAAAGCAACCCUUGCAAGGAUUCAAGAAUGAGGACCGGUAUUUCGCAGGAAGAACCCGAAUAUCUUCGUCGACUAAGCAUUUGUCUGGGGAACUGUCAUCUUUUGUCAUCCUGUAAACCAUAUGCUGCACGUUGCCCCCAAGCUCCGCUGCUCAUACAAAUACCGUGUCUCUGCUAUACAUACAAUGUUAAUAUAGCUUCCAAGUCUUUAAAUUAUAGCACGAAGUGGCCUGA